AUGAAUGAUGGUAAAAAUGCUACAUCAACGCCAUCACAGCAGCAACAACAACAUAUAAAACAACAAAACGUCAGCUCUAUCAUCAACCACAACAUCAUUAGUGGUGCAAUAUCAACAACAUCACCAGAAACAUCAUCGUUCAGUUCAGCCAACAAUAAAUACAAGAACGGAAUAAACUACAACGAACCAAUAAAACCCAGAAAAAAAGAUAACAACAAAGAUAAAAAACCAGGAAAGAUGUCCUCCCCAUCCUUGCUAACCGCAAAACUACCAACAUUCGAGGAGAUUCUAAAAACGGCCAAAGAGACAUUUCGUCAAAAUUUUGGCCAGCAGCCAGAAUUAGCCUGCUGUGCACCGGGACGUGUUAAUUUGAUUGGUGAACAUGUUGAUUACAAUGACGGUUAUGUUUUGCCCAUGGCCCUACCAAUGGUUACGGUCAUUGUUGGCGGUCAACGUCCGGGAAAUGAAGUUGAUUUAAUUACAUGCUGUGCUGGUGCUGAUGAUCCAAAGCGUGUUAAAUUUUCAUUAACGGAUUUGCAACCUAGCCAAAAACCAAA
Messenger RNA from Musca vetustissima, 557 nucleotides. RefSeq names its product galactokinase-like. Gene Ontology annotation, cellular component: cytosol. Gene Ontology annotation, molecular function: galactokinase activity. The record is from RefSeq and is a predicted model, not a curated record. Gene Ontology annotation, biological process: galactose metabolic process. The annotation marks the transcript as partial. NCBI's taxonomy places the organism in Eukaryota, Metazoa, Arthropoda, Insecta, Diptera, Muscidae. The transcript has 3 exons.